CUCACAGAAAACACUCAUAACUGACCCUCGCACACUGUACCUGCAUGGACUUCCGCCAACCACUGGUUUAAAACACUGGCAUUAGACUAUAAACUCUUUCUGGAGCUGAGAUCUAAUUACUGCAUAAUCAUGCAAAUGGUGCCACACCAUCAUCUCACAAAUCAUUGGGAAAAAGAGACUCUAUCUGCAAAACUUCCAUUCUUGAGCAGAGAGGGCAUGAGUCAACAGCGCAGUCUUUCGGGAACUCACCACAACUCCAAGCUGGAUAUGCCAGAGAGCCAGGAGAGAAACUUGAGGCAACAUCCCUGGCAACAUCCAGACAACAUGUUCUUGGAGGAGCAGAAUGAAUAUAUUCCGUCACGACGAGCUUCUGAAGUGGAGAAAGUGUUUCCUCUGAAGCCAGUCCUCCACAAGAGAGCAUACAGCCUGAGCAAUGUCACAAAUUCAGAAUAUCGAGAGAGAUUUCACACAUGUUUUCCCAGACUGAAUGAUCAGGCUGCUGUUAGACAACAACAGAAGUUUGGAAGGAAACCAGACACUUUUAAUUCAACUCAUCAACAACUGUCAAUGAGGAGAACUGAUUUAGACAAUGAACACCAUGAACCGAGAUUUUCUGAGAAACACACAUGGUUGUCUAAAGAAAUCCACUCAAAGGAGAUGAUGCUGCAACAGAAGAUUUUCAAAGCAGAGGAGACUGUGAGAAGACUCCAGAGAGAGCGGUCGACCCAUCAGGACAGUGUGAUGAGAGACAAAAGAAAUACAAGAUAUUCAGAGAAGGAAAAGAAGAAAUCUGUGGAGCGGGACAGAUAUGGGAAUGAAAAGAGGGAAAUCAGAGAAGAUAUGGAAAGAUGGGCGGAAUGGGAGCGAGAGAAUUGUAGCCAGGCAGAGAGGAGAGGCAGGAGACAACCUCUGACCUCCUCUGAGAGGGCAAAGGGUCAAAAUCUGGUGCAUACGAGAGAAUGGGACCAGGAGACAGUCAGAGAGAGAGCGAUGGGGUGGGAUACAUGGGACAAGAGGAAUUGGGGGUAUAUGGAAGGAGUAAAUGAUGCACCGAAGGAACGAUAUGACAGAAGAAGGGACAUGCAUGAUGGAAAAGACGAAGACCUGUGGGAUGUGAAAAAACCAGCUUCAUCUGACUCAAGGAGACUGGACAGGCCUCACCUCAAGCAAGAGCAUUUCACAAACGUGCUCAAAGUCAAGAGGAGAGAAAAUAAAUAUGGUUUAUAUCAAACUACAUCAAAUGAUGCCACUGGAAGCAGGAGGAAGAGCGCUUCCGCAGAAUCGGUCCCGGAAAGACUUCCCAGCCAGAGAGACAGAAACAGACUCCAACAGGUGGAACUCAGUCUGGACGAGAGUCCAGAUGCUCCUCACCAGCUCAUCACAUGCAUCGUGUGCCAGCGACGCUUCUCGCGAGACAGAUUGGAGACGCACGUGAGGGUGUGUGAGAGAAAACUUCCUCAACGCAAGAUCUUUGACAUGUCGCAGCACAGAGCCAAAGGAACGGAGCUGGAGGAAUUCAUGAAGACCAACAGCCGGAGCAAGACGCCAGAAAAGAAGAAGAACUGGCGUCAGAAACAUGAGGACUUCAUUCAGAUCAUGCGGCAGGGUCGAGGUGAACAGCCACAGUCUGUUUCAAAGCUGAACUCUGAAUAUGUGACCUGCCCUCACUGCGGCCGGAGGUUUGCCCAGGGACCGGCAGAGAGGCACAUCCCAAAGUGCCAGAACAUCAGGAGCAGACCGCCACCACCCAAACAACUGCACAACACCACCAGGAGAAAGAUCGCAUACUGAUAUGAUGGAAUAUCAUUCUGUAACUGUAAUGUGUCUCUUUUGAAAGACAAGUGAUAUGCUAUUAAUGCUUUUGUAUUGAACUUUAAAGUAGUGUAAUAUUUUAGUGUGAGAUGUAAUGCUAUUCUGCACUGACUGUAACACCCUAGAAUAAAAAAUAUGCAUUUCAAAUAAACAUUUGCUGCAAUAAUGUACGUAUGUUAUGAGAUCCUGAAGAAAUGUACACCAGUAAUAAUCUAACAUUGAGCAUAAAGCCUUCAACAUAAAAACAUGUUAUUGUAUUGGCAUAGCUUAAUAAGGUCAUCAACAUAAUUCUUGACAUUAUUUACAAUGUAAUAAUUUUGCAAUGGCUUAUAAUCUAUAGAUGAAUGUUUUCUUUUUAUAUGAUAUAGUACUAGUUUUUAGAGUUCAGAGGUCUGGAUUGAUUUUUAUUUCAGAGAAGAAAAUCACAAAUAUGCGCACACAUAUUUUAGAGAAAGAAUUCUCUUAC
Molecule: messenger RNA, 2278 nt
Organism: Myxocyprinus asiaticus (Chinese sucker)
Lineage: Eukaryota; Metazoa; Chordata; Actinopteri; Cypriniformes; Catostomidae
Gene: zc2hc1c
Product: zinc finger, C2HC-type containing 1C
Source: RefSeq, a predicted model, not a curated record